This is a messenger RNA of Penicillium canariense, 1899 nucleotides long. Its product is annotated as putative Patatin-like serine hydrolase. The transcript has 3 exons. The record is from RefSeq and is a predicted model, not a curated record. Bases 1 to 1899 code for a protein of 632 amino acids. NCBI's taxonomy places the organism in Eukaryota, Fungi, Ascomycota, Eurotiomycetes, Eurotiales, Aspergillaceae. Gene Ontology annotation, biological process: arachidonate metabolic process. Gene Ontology annotation, cellular component: membrane.
AUGGAUGCGGUUAAUCUACGUCGCAAGGACACCACUAAGGGUCCGCCGCUACGAAUUCUUUCUCUCGAUGGAGGCGGUGUCCGCGGCUACUCCAUGCUCAUCAUCCUCCAGGAACUCAUGUACCGGACGUACGUCGAAUGCGAAGGCAAGCCACCGCGCCGCGACCAGAUUCCCAAGCCCUGCGAUCACUUCGACCUGAUUGCCGGCACCGGCACGGGCGGCUUGAUCGCCAUCAUGCUGGGCCGCCUUCGACUCGAUCUCGAGACCUGCAAAGAGGUAUAUGUUCGCAUGACACGGAGAGUCUUCGAGACGGACAAAACCAUCGCCGGUAUUCCUUAUCGCUCGACGCUUUUCAAGGCCUCCAAGCUCGAGGAGGCGAUCCGGGAAUGCGUGCGGGAACACACUGUCUUCGAGGCUGAGGGCAACGACCAGCCCAACGCCAGCAACCCUCGAGCAUCCAUUGCGAGUCUUCCGUACAGCCCGGGCUCUGUCCCGCAGCGUUCCAUCAGCCGGGGUAGUUUCAGUACGUCGGCGAUGUCACACCCCCAGAGCCCGGCGAGCCAAAGAGGCUCCACCUUCCUGAACGGCCUGCGUUGGGGAAACCCGGAGGCACUGCUAUACGACAACCGAGAAUUUCGGACCAAGACUGCUGUGACUGCGCUUUACAAGGGCACCCAGCGCAAUGGGCCCGCCGUGCUGCUGCGCUCCUACGACUCUCGCCGCGAACCGCCACCCGAGUUCGACUGCACUAUCUGGCAAGCUGGCCGCGCCACUUCAGCUACCGGGCUUGCUUUCAAGCCCAUCCAGAUUGGCCAGCACGUGUUUAUCGACGAAGGACCCGGAACUUAUAACCCGGCACCACAGAUUCUCGAGGAAGCCGUUGCUAAUGAGUGGCCCGGUCGGGAAGUCGGAGUGUUCAUCAGUGUUGGAACUGGCCGACGGCCGUCUGGCACGAACAACCGACAGCAUGAAUGGUGGGAGGACUUCUUCGGCUCCGCCACGGGCACGUUCGCCGAGGCGCGGCGACGACUCAUCUCGAAGAUCGAGGGCUGCGAAGAUAUUCACCUGGAAAUGCUGCGGGAUACGCUCGCCAAGCGCGGGGUUCCCACGGACAACUACUACCGGUUCAACGUCGAGGUUGGCGUGGGUGAGUUCGGCAUGAAUGAGUGGAACCGACUGGCCGACAUCAGCACCAAUACCCGGCGCUAUCUGGCGAAGUCGGAGGUCAAGAAGAUGAUCCUGGACUCAGGCGUCAAGUUUGCCAAGAUCGACCGCAUGAACAAGCGUCUCGCCGAGCAUGCCGCAGCCGGUGGUGACCGCGACGACCUGUCAUUUGACCUGGAGCGCGAGGAGAUCUCCGUCCACUCGCAGAAUGCGCCGUCCUACUCUGUGCCUCCACCAUCGAAUCAAUUCGCGGUCGAACUCCCCGCCGAGCCAGUCGAAUACUUCCCCCACCCACCAACACGGGCAUCGCCUCCCCUGCCGGCCAGCGUGACCGUAACUGCACCACCAGGCGAAGACUCGCUGCCCGCGCACCCAACUCCCCACGACAGCAGCCUCCCCAUCUCGCCCACACGGCACUCCAGCAGCGACGUGGCCAGUUUCCGCCCCAGCCACGAGUACAGCCGACCCUCCUCGCAACAGCAGGGCUCACCGCGGCGCAGUGGCGAGCAGAUCUCAUCCCACAACGUCUCUCCUCUCAAUGGCAUGCCGCCCCCCAUUCCGCCCAAGACUCCCAUCCCAUAUCCAUCCGUUGACGAGAGCGUCUCCAUGCCUGCGCCGCUUUUCUCGCAACCACAUGUCCCCAUUUCCAGCGGCAAGGUGCGCCCGCCGUACCCCGUCGACGAGCCCCCGCCCGCCGUCAACCGGCAACGCAAGCCUAGCUACCAUGUGCGGUGA